Messenger RNA from Lachancea mirantina, 885 nucleotides. The record is from the annotation of a GenBank genome assembly. Lineage: Eukaryota; Fungi; Ascomycota; Saccharomycetes; Saccharomycetales; Saccharomycetaceae.
AUGAAAAACAGUACCGAUACCAACCUGCCUCCGCCUCCGGCGUACCAGGAAGCGCCCGCGGCGGCCUACGAACAGACCGAGGCCUCCCGCAACUUUAUCCCCGACGACUUCAAGUUUUCCACCGCGGUGGCCUCGUGCGAGCCCCAGAUCAGACGCUGGUUCAUGCGCAAAGUCUACACGCUGCUGUCGUGCCAGCUCGUCGCGUCGUUCUCCAUGUGCCUGCUCGUGGCGCGCUCCGAGCGUCUGCAGCGGUUCGUCGCGUCGCACCAGUGGAUCAUGAUCCUCGCAAUAGUGGGCGCGCUGGUCACGUGCGUGUGGCUUGCCAUGGCUCCUCGCCAAGAAGAGCCGGACGACGCCGCGGACCCGGCUUCCGCCGCACUCAUGGGCGUGCCCUCUGACACCCGCUCCGCACCCUGGUACUGUCUCACGUACCGGGGCCAGUUGGCGCUGCUUGCCGUGUUCACCGCGUGCGAAGCUUACUCGCUGUCGCUCGUUACGCUGGUGUACGACCCGCAGACCGUGCUGCGGGCGCUUUUGGUCACCGUUGUCGUCGUGGUCGGCAUUUCCCUCGUGGCCAUGUCCGAGCGCUUCGAGCUCGCCACGUCAUCUCUCACGAACGUGUACUACUGGCUCAAUCUAGCGCUGUGGCUGCUCAUCGGCAUUGGAAUUUCGUCCAUUUUCUUCGGCAUGGGCUCUGCAGUCGACCUGUUUUACAGCUGGGGCGGCGCCACGCUGUUCACGGUUUACCUGUUCGUCGACACCCAGCUCAUUUUCCGCAAGGUGUAUCCGGACGAAGAAGUGAGAUGCGCCAUGGUGCUCUACGUGGACAUCAUCAACCUGUUCCUGUACAUCCUGCGCAUAAUGUCGCGCAACCGCGACGACUAG